UGGGAAUUUCACUGUUUAAAAUUGUUUCUGCUUUUACCUAUGCUGCGUGUUUGUGUUAUCGUCUCUUUUCCUAACCAGUAGCGUAAUCGGUCGAGAGAGAUGGAGGUGCCAGGAUCGUCGAAGAAGAUGAUAGCUACGCAGGAAGAGAUGGUGGAGGCGAGGGUUCCUCUGGCAUACCGGGACCAGUGCGCUCACCUUCUGAUUCCCCUUAACAAGUGCCGCCAGGCCGAGCUUUACUUGCCAUGGAAGUGCGAGAACGAGCGCCACUCCUACGAAAAGUGCGAAUACGAGCUCGUAAUGGAGCGGAUGCUUCAGAUGCAGAAGAUCCGGCAGCAGGAGGAGUCCUCCCGCCUCAAACAAGGUGUCAACCAUCAGCCCAUUCCCCUUGCCGCCAGCACUGCCAAUGCCUCCUAGUCUCUGCUUUUUCCAUCUGUAGGGAGUGAGCUGAUACUGGUAAAGGUUGUGGUUGUUCCAGAGUGGAGCAUUUGUUCAUCUGCCAUAAGAAGAAAAAAGAAGGAACUAUUUGUGUGUUUACUGAGAACAUGAUGUAUUCUUGAUUUCUUGUUCAUGUUUGUUCCAAAUAAGAUUUCACCCUUGACAUGGAUUGUUAUUAAUUGUUGUCCUAAUCCUUUUAUUGGUAACUUUUGGUUCUUAAAAAAUCAAGUCAUUUUGUAACAUUGAUAGUAAUAACUAGCUUCAUAUUAUUACAAACACAAUUUAGAAUAAUAUUGAAUC
Molecule: messenger RNA, 735 nt
Organism: Cuscuta epithymum
Lineage: Eukaryota; Viridiplantae; Streptophyta; Magnoliopsida; Solanales; Convolvulaceae
Source: the annotation of a GenBank genome assembly